Opisthorchis viverrini is the source of this 4455-nucleotide messenger RNA. RefSeq lists its product as hypothetical. Bases 1 to 4455 code for a protein of 1484 amino acids. The record is from RefSeq and is a predicted model, not a curated record. NCBI's taxonomy places the organism in Eukaryota, Metazoa, Platyhelminthes, Trematoda, Opisthorchiida, Opisthorchiidae. The transcript is spliced from 19 exons. Gene Ontology annotation, biological process: manganese ion transport; regulation of cytosolic calcium ion concentration; calcium ion transmembrane transport. Gene Ontology annotation, cellular component: cation channel complex; membrane. Gene Ontology annotation, molecular function: inositol 1,4,5 trisphosphate binding; protein binding; store-operated calcium channel activity.
AUGAAAGCAAUAAUCGGAUCGGAAUCUGUAGAGGCAGUGGGUGUAGGGCGGGAGACGGAGUUUAUGGAGUUACUGGGCCUGGGUCUACCGCAUCGGUAUGUCACCCGGUCAAAUCACAGUUGGACUGGUGCUGGCGCAGAUAAGAAGCCCCUUGUUCCGUCCGCGACCUCUACUGUAUCUAAAAACACAGGAAAAACCAUUCGACAGGUUUUGGACUGGCAGAGCACGAUUGUGAAGCAUUUGCGAUGUCAGCAUGUGCUCAGUACAACGCAACUGCUGGAAUUGGCCAGCUUUUUGAACUACUUGGCAUCCUGGUGUCAGCGUCUGGUCGAGACCAGUAUCGAACUUUGCGUUUUCUGCAGGAAUAAUAACGCUCCGUUUGAGAUGUAUACAACGCACAAGGCUUUAAAGAAACGGUCGAAAUAUCGGGCUCGUAACGCUUCACCUGAGCAGAUACCUACCACGAGCACGGGGAUGACAAUUCACGAGAAAGCAGGUCCAAGGAAGGAAAAACGACGAAGUACGCGCAGAUCAUCAUCAGCAGGUCAAGGCACUGAGGUGCGCACCAUCAAUUUUCGAGAGGUAGGAGAAUUUGAAAAGGACGAAGUUCGAAAGGAAGUAAAUGAUGUCAUUGCUGAAGUUGAGAGCGAGCUGGCCGGACAAACGGAUAAGAAAUCCAGUAGGCGGGCGGGUGUCGUUGACCUCGGUGGUUUGGAACUUCCAUUGGAAGAAGGCGAACUCUCACGCGCAGAGCGGUGUUUCUUGCACGCAGCAGAAAGUGGAGAUUUGGGAACGGUAAAGGAACUCCUCGACCGGACAGAGUUGCUGAACUUCAACCCAAAUUGCACCGACGCAUUGGGUCGAGACGCCUUACGGAUUGUUAUUGAAAACGAACAUUUGGAACUAUUGGAUCUUCUGGUGCAUAGUCCUUUGAUUGAUUUGAAAGACAGUCUACUUCAUGCCAUUAACGAAGACAAUACAGCUGCAGUCGAAGUCAUUUUGCAAGCACAAACGGAGCGAGCAUGCAAGAAAAAUUUGAAAGCUUUAAAGAAACGGUCGAAAUAUCGGGCUCGUAACGCUUCACCUGAGCAGAUACCUACCACGAGCACGGGGAUGACAAUUCACGAGAAAGCAGGUCCAAGGAAGGAAAAACGACGAAGUACGCGCAGAUCAUCAUCAGCAGGUCAAGGCACUGAGGUGCGCACCAUCAAUUUUCGAGAGGUAGGAGAAUUUGAAAAGGACGAAGUUCGAAAGGAAGUAAAUGAUGUCAUUGCUGAAGUUGAGAGCGAGCUGGCCGGACAAACGGAUAAGAAAUCCAGUAGGCGGGCGGGUGUCGUUGACCUCGGUGGUUUGGAACUUCCAUUGGAAGAAGGCGAACUCUCACGCGCAGAGCGGUGUUUCUUGCACGCAGCAGAAAGUGGAGAUUUGGGAACGGUAAAGGAACUCCUCGACCGGACAGAGUUGCUGAACUUCAACCCAAAUUGCACCGACGCAUUGGGUCGAGACGCCUUACGGAUUGUUAUUGAAAACGAACAUUUGGAACUAUUGGAUCUUCUGGUGCAUAGUCCUUUGAUUGAUUUGAAAGACAGUCUACUUCAUGCCAUUAACGAAGACAAUACAGCUGCAGUCGAAGUCAUUUUGCAAGCACAAACGGAGCGAGCAUGCAAGAAAAAUUUGAAAGAAUCAUCAGCAGAGCGCACCUCGCGAAGCUUCAUGGAGAGUCUCGAAUUCACGACCUUUCGGAGGUAUGCUGCAUCUGGUGAAACUAACCAGGGUCUGCUUGGUCGAAUUCAGUCUUCAUCUUUUACACCUGACAUCACGCCGAUUAUUUUGGCUGCUCAUCGAGAUAAUUACAUGAUUCUCAAGCUGCUACUCGACCGAGGAGAUCGUAUUCCCAAGCCACAUGAUCUUCGCUGUAGCUGCCACAACUGUGUUCAAGCCAGACGCACAGACGGUUUACAACACUCCAAACUGAGAAUAAAUGCCUUUCGUGCACUCACUAGCCCGUCCUUUAUUAUACUCACGAGCAACGACCCAAUACUGACGGCUUUCGAAAUGAGCUAUGAGCUUAGGCAGCUCGGAGAGCUGGAGAAUGAAUUCCGGACCGACUAUGAAGAACUCUCGGAGAAGUGUGAAACAUUCGCCACGGAGCUUCUUGGUGAGACUAGGAGCUCCGUAGAGCUGAGUGUCAUUCUAAAUCACGAUACCGGUUCUGGAGGCGCUGGAAUGCACGUACUUGGACUGACUCGCCAGCAAGCAGAUGAUAGCGAAGAAGAGUAUUUGCAGUUACCUCGUUUGAAGUUGGCUAUCAAAUACGAACAGAAGAAGUUCGUUGCGCAUCCACACUGUCAACAACUGCUGGCCUCUAUGUGGUACGAUGGUCUUCCCGGCUUUCGACAGAAACCAAUGCUGGCGCAAUUAACCACUAUGGGCACGCUAUGUGCCAUGUUUCCCGUCCUGGCUACGUGCUAUAUGUUGGCUCCUCGUUCAAAACCCGGUGGCCUCAUGAAGAAACCUUUCAUUAAAUUUUUGUGUCAUAGCAGUGCAUAUCUAUCAUUCUUAGGAUUACUUUUACUGGCUGCCGUCCGAAUCGAAUCUCUGUUAACUAACACGAUGGACGAAAGGAUGAACGAUCGUGCACCCUGGCCCUCACUUUCCGAAGCAGCACUGGUUGUCUACGUCUUAGGUUUCCUUUGGCAAGAAAUCAAGAAGGUUUAUACGUGGGGAUUUCGAGCCUACAUAUCCGAUAUGUGGCAUCUGUUGGACUUUAUAAUGAUCUCCAUGUAUAUAUCGACAAUUGCAAUGCGAACGGUUGCAAUAAUACGAGUUCAACUGUAUAACGAAGAAAGGUUUGUCAACCGCGGUCAGUGGGAUUCAUUCGAUCCAAUCCUAAUAUCGGAAUGUCUUUUUGCCGGGGCAAAUAUUGUGUCCACACUCAAACUGGUAUACGUAUUCACUGUGAGCCCUCAACUUGGUCCGCUGCAAAUAUCCCUCGGUCGCAUGCUCUAUGAUAUCUUCAAGUUCUUUUGUGUCUACGUCCUUGUCAUUGUGGCAUUCGCGUUCGGUUUGAAUCAGCUGUUCUGGUUCUAUGCCAACAAUCGGGCUAGAAACUGCAAAAAUGUACACUUCACUUUAGAGGAAGGACAGAAGGAUGUCUAUGACUAUUGUAUCACACGCGGAACACAUUUUACCAACCUCUUUGAAAUCGCCCAAUCACUGUACUGGUCCAGUUACGGGCUGAUCGAUUUGACCAGCUUCAAUCUGGAAUAUCCCCAUGCAUUCACUGAAUUCGUAGGAAAGCUGACAUUCGGUGUCUACUCGUACAUUGCGUUCAUUGUGCUUCUCAAUAUGCUUAUUGCGAUGAUGAACAGCUCUUAUGAACAAAUUGUGAAAUACGUCAAGAUGAUCAAAGAACGUGAAGCUCGUUACAUGGUAGUGAUGCGUGAACUAACCAAACGAUACAUUAUGAAGAAACUCCGAGCUGCUGAAUUCGAGCCUGUGGGUGCUGACGAUUUGAAUGAAAUCAAAGGGGAUAUCAGUGCAUUCCGCUUCGAACUACUUGAUAUUCUGAAGGCAAAUGGGAUGAAUAUACCAAUGAUUUACAGAAAAACCGGAAAACUCAGGAAGAAUCGGGAUGGACUACAAACCUCGGAUUAUGAAGAUAUUAGCAGUUUCAAAGAAACAUUACUCGAAAAAGCCAAGGGUGUGGAAUCCAAAAAAUCAGCGACUGGACUAUUCAGAGCCACCGUGGACAUGGCUCGUGCCAGGGCAACAAUCGAUUCACUGCAUCAUGGAGGGCCGGUGGAAAAUCCGGCUUUUGUAUCUGAUGAACCGGAUUUUAAACAAAAAGGACAAACUGUCGAGUGUGUCAGUGAACUGGAGCCGUUUCCAACAACCACUCGGGAUGUCGCUGUAGUGAGGAGACUAAGAAGCAGAAAGGAUUCCGAAAAGAAUCUUACAUGCGAUAGGACGAAACCUCAAACCGAAGCACUAACCAGUACUGAUCCUUCUACACCAAAGCCUGAAGACACUUCCUCACCAGUGGAAUCAACAACCAUAGCAGUUUCGUCAGAUCAAAAAUCUUCAUUUAGCACAAAAUCUUUACACGCAAUGGAGCAGGUCAGUUUCACAUCUCAAGAUAAAUCUAGCUCUACACCAACUGAUACUGCAAAAGAAAGUGCGGUCAUCGAAAGACGGGAUUCGGGAGAUGUGAAGAGGUCACAGGCUCCAGCCCCACCACCGCCUCCACCCGUGGCAAAGCGUCCAAGCCUGGCACCAGCAACUGCUAAGGCUGCAGCGGAGAAAACAGUGCCACCCAAUGUCAAACCAUUGAGCAGAGGAGCAGUGAUGACAGCAGAAAAGAGGAGUGAAACAACAAAACCUAAGAAAACGGAGGCAACGGACACUGAGAAAACCGAUUCGGAGCAAACUAGUUCUAGAAGUGACUUCGUCUGA